Messenger RNA from Papilio machaon (common yellow swallowtail), 3318 nucleotides. RefSeq lists its product as uncharacterized. Gene Ontology annotation, molecular function: nucleic acid binding. Bases 1 to 3318 code for a protein of 1105 amino acids. The record is from RefSeq and is a predicted model, not a curated record. Lineage: Eukaryota; Metazoa; Arthropoda; Insecta; Lepidoptera; Papilionidae. The transcript is spliced from 4 exons.
AUGUCUCCAAUGGUAAUAAGGAAGGUAGUGCAGCCCUUCAUGUCGAGAAUUUACCAGCGACUACCUCCAAUAGCGAGUCCACCAAUAUUGUGCCUGCUAGACCAGGGAUCUCAGGCUUCGUUUGUGACGGAGUCCACAGUUCAGUUGUUAGGCUUGAAACGCACAUCCAGUAAGAGAGUAAUUUCAGGUUUAGGCGGUGAUCCUAGUGCCUCUAUUAAGUGCACUUCAAUGGUUAGGAUUAAAAUUCAAUCCCGCAUAGACCCCAGCUUCCACAUUAAUGUUGAAGCUUUUGUUAUGAAGAAACUCACUACUGUCUUACCAGAACGAAAGAUUAAAGAGCAAUCCGUUGAUUUUAUGUCGUCUAUGGCCCUUGCAGAUCCUUCUUUCAAUGUACCAAACAAGAUAGAUCUGCUUCUUGGAGCCGAAGUUUAUAGCCAGAUAUUGUUAGAAGGAAUAGUCAAGGAUCCGUCCAGUCAUGUAGUUGCUCAAAACACCAGACUGGGUUGGAUCUUAUCUGGUCAACUUCAAACAGUCAGCCAUAGCGAAACUCUCAACAACUGUCACAAUAUAGUUAGUUUGCAUUCAUUCCAUUCAAAUGAGAAUGAACUUCUUCGUAGAUUCUGGGAGUUAGAAUCAGAACCACAAACUAAUUUGAAUAAAAAACAGUUAACACCUGAUGAACAGAAAUGUGAAGAUUUAUUUUUAGCUACAACUCAGCGUGAUGAAACAGGUCGUUAUAUAGUGCGCUUACCGUUUAAAUCUGACAAUCCAAGUUGUAAGUAUAGUGAGUCCAGGGAUAUUGCAUUGAAGCGGUUUCUCAUGUUAGAGAAACGGCUAAUGAGAAAUCCUGAUUUGAAGGCACAAUAUUCAGAAGUCAUAAACGAAUAUCUUCAAUUAAAUCAUAUGGAAAGGGUUCCCGAGGAAUGCAAAAUCGAUAGUUUUGCUGUUUAUUUACCGCAUCAUGCAGUAGUACGCAAUGAUAAGACAACCACUAAAGUUCGUGUUGUAUUUGACGCAUCUUGUGCAGGAAGUAAUGGUAUUUCUUUGAAUAAUGAUCUAAUGGUAGGACCAUCCUUACAACCCGAAUUGCGUCAUAUUAUAAUGCGUUGGCGUUGUUACAGAAUUUGUUUAACUGCUGACAUAAUAAAAAUGUACAGGCAGGUGAAGGUGGCCAAUGAAGACACAGAUUUUCAGCGCAUUUACUGGUGUGAGAAUCCAGAUGCUGAAUUUCAGCAUCUCCGUCAUUUGAGAGUGACAUUUGGUACUUCUUCCGCUCCCUACCUAGCCGUUCGGUCGCUUCAACAGUUAGCUUAUGAUGAGGGUUCAGAUUUUCCAUUGAUAAAGGAUAAAGUGUUGUCUGAAUUUUACAUGGAUGAUCUUAUGUCUGGAUGUGAAAGUAUUGAAGAUGGCUUGGAAACCUACAAACAAUUGACAGAAAUGUUAAGGCGUGGUGGGUUCCAACUUCAGAUGUGGUCAAGCAACAGUUCUAGCCUAAUGAAUUUAAUAAAGGAAGGUCAAGAUGUGAACAAUGUUAGAGAAAUCAAACUAGAUGAAGUUUCAAAAAUUUUAGGAUUAAUAUGGAAUAAAGUAACUGAUGAAUUUGAAUAUACUGUCAACCUUCCUCCGCUGGAAACCCCAGUAACAAAACGUAAGGUUAUCUCGGAUAUAGCCCGACUGUUUGAUCCCCUUGGUUUUUUGGCUCCAGUCAUAACGACUGCCAAGAUCUUUAUACAGCGGUUGUGGUUAUGUGGCAUUGGAUGGGAUGAAGAACUGCCAACUUCUUUGCUUAUAGACUGGUUGGAGUACCGAAAAGAUCUUUAUGCAUCCAAUUUAGCGUACGCCGCUGUAGUUUAUGCACGAGUUGUAGAUAGCGAGGGCAAUGUUCACACUAAUUUAGUAGCUUCUAAAACAAAAAUUGCUCCUAUUAAGACGCUAUCUAUUCCUCGUUUGGAAUUGUGUGGUGCUGUGUUAUGUGCGAAGCUUCUUCAUGAAGUUGCUGCUGUUCUGAAGAUUCCUAAGCAUUAUAUUCACGCGUGGACUGAUUCUUCCGUUGUUUUGGCCUGGUUGGGGAGUCAUCCAAGUCGAUGGAAGACGUUCAUCGCAAAUAGAGUGUCGGAAAUACUUACCUUAAUGGAAGGAGCACAGUGGUCAUAUGUAGCAUCUAAAGAUAACCCCGCUGAUUGCGCGUCUCGCGGUGUUAAACCAUCAGUUUGUGAAGAAUUACAGCUCUGGAAAAAGGGACCCAGUUGGCUGCAAAAUAAAAAUAUAGAAUAUAAAAUUAGGAAUAUAGAAGACACUAAACUAGAAGAAAGAAAAACUACAUUAAAAUGUUUUAUGCUUACCGAAAAGGACGAAGAUUUGCUGUCAAGAUUUUCCAAACUAAAUAAAUUAAUCAGAGUAAUAGCAUACUGUAAAAGAUUUAUAAAUUUAAAUAAGAGUAAAAAUAAAUAUCCUAAGUGGCUAACUACUACAGAAUUAAAUGAUGCUUUACUUACCUGUGUCAAGAUCUGCCAGUACGGUCGUUUUAAAGAAGACAUUGAAGCACUGAAAAGGAAGAAAAAAUUAAGUAAAGGGAGUAAACUUACCUCUUUGAAUCCAUUUAUUGAUGACUGCGGUGUUUUGAGAGUCGGUGAACGCUUACAAAGGGCAUACAUUAGUGAGAAUAUGAAACAUCCAAUACUCAUACCCCAUAACUCGCCCUUCACUUACCUUUUGAUUGCAGACGCUCAUGAAAGAACAUUACACGGCGGGCCGCAAUUAAUGUUGAAUUACUUGCGAUCAAUGUAUUGGAUCAUAAAUGCUAAACCAAUUGUUAGAAUUUAUGUGAGAAAAUGUGUUACUUGUGUCCGUCACGCGGCACAAGUAAGUCAACAAAUGAUGAGUCAGUUGCCUGAGGCCAGAGUGACGGCUCAAAAACCUUUCCAGUCCAGCGGUGUAGACUAUGCUGGACCCAUUAACCUCCGAGCAAAUAAAGGUCGAGGCUACCAAACGGCCCAAAGUUUUUUGGCCGCAUUCAAGCGUUUCGUGUCUAGACGCGGAAGAGUACACGAUUUGUGGAGCGACAAUGGUACAACCUUUAUCGGAGGGGCCAAAGAAUUAAAACAUCUGUUUAACGCAGAAAAAUCGAGUGUAGCUCCAGAAAUAGUUGACUUUCUCGUAACGAAUGGCACCAAUUGGCACUUCAUACCUCCUCACGCUCCAAACUUUGGAGGGUUGUGGGAGGCGGGUGUAAAAUCAACUAAACAUCACUUGAAGCGAGUCAUAGGCAAUAGCACUUUGACAUUCGAAGAAAUGACAACUGUGCUAUUUACCUCGUAA